Molecule: messenger RNA, 828 nt
Organism: Prunus armeniaca (apricot)
Lineage: Eukaryota; Viridiplantae; Streptophyta; Magnoliopsida; Rosales; Rosaceae
Source: the annotation of a GenBank genome assembly
AUGGAUUUUGCAGAGGGUGUUAUAGCAGGAGGUACAGCUGGUGUUGUUGUUGAAGCAGCUCUAUACCCCAUUGAUACUAUAAAGACAAGACUGCAGGCAGGUGCUCGUGGUGGAGGGAAAAUAGUCUUGAAGGGCCUUUAUUCUGGGUUAGCUGGAAAUCUCGCUGGUGUCUUACCGGCUUCUGCAAUUUUUGUUGGAGUGUAUGAACCUACGAAGCAGAAAUUGUUGAAGAUGUUUCCUGAAAAUUUAAGUGCUUUAGCUCAUUUUACAGCAGGGGCUUUUGGAGGCGUUGCUGCUUCACUCGUUCGUGUUCCGACAGAGGUUGUUAAGCAAAGGAUGCAAACUGGGCAGUUUACAUCAGCCCCUGAUGCUGUCCGCCUUAUUGCUUCUAAAGAGGGUUUCAAAGGAUUCUAUGCGGGAUACGGAUCGUUGUUAUUGAGAGAUUUGCCAUUUGAUGCAAUUCAAUUUUGCCUAUACGAGCAGCUUCGGCUAGGUUACAAAGCGGCGGCAAAAAGAGAGCUCAACGAUCCUGAGAAUGCUAUAAUUGGAGCUUUUGCUGGCGCACUAACUGGAGCUGCAACCACUCCUCUUGAUGUGAUUAAAACCAGGCUAAUGGUUCAGGGAUCUGCAAACCAGUACAAAGGAAUCAUUGAUUGGGUUCAAACUAUUGUGAGGGAAGAAGGACCUCCUGCUCUUUUGAAGGGCAUUGGGCCAAGAGUUCUGUGGAUAGGCAUAGGUGGAUCGAUUUUUUUUGGUGUCCUUGAGCGUACAAAGCGGUUUCUUUCUGAGAGGCGACCAACACUACCUGAAGACUCAAAGCAGGAUUAA